Daphnia magna is the source of this 927-nucleotide messenger RNA. The record is from the annotation of a RefSeq genome assembly. Lineage: Eukaryota; Metazoa; Arthropoda; Branchiopoda; Diplostraca; Daphniidae.
AUGAUUCAGUUAGUAAUACUAAUAAUCUUAGUUGUAUCUAUCUUAGUAGGGGUGGCUUUCUUUACUUUAUUUGAGCGUAAACUUUUGGGUUACAUUCAACUUCGUAAGGGGCCCAAUAAAGUAGGGUUUAUAGGAGUUUUGCAACCUUUUGCUGACGCUAUUAAAUUAUUUUCGAAGGAACAUCUCCCUCCUUCUUAUUCAAAUUACCUUCCUUUUUUACUAGCUCCGUGUUUUAGAUUAGGUUUAUCUCUAAUGGUAUGGGCGAGCACCCCCUCUUUAUAUAAUUUAUUUUCAUUUAAAAUAAGAGUAUUGUUCUUUUUGUGUUGCAUAAGCUUAGGGGUUUACAGUCUCUUAGCUGCCGGCUGAAGUUCUAAUUCUAAAUAUUCUCUAUUUGGAUCCUUGCGGGGGGUGGCACAGACCAUUUCUUACGAAGUUAGCUUAGUAUUAAUUUUAAUAGCCCCUCUUUUAGUUAUCUUUAGUUAUGAAAUACAAGCAUUCACAAAUUUCCAGACAGAUAUGUGGUUCGCUUUAUUGUUUCCCGCAAAUUCCAUUAUUUGGCUGAUCUCCUGUUUAGCUGAAACUAAUCGUACCCCCUUCGAUUUUGCUGAGGGGGAGUCUGAACUUGUUUCUGGUUACAACACAGAAUACAGAAGAGGGGGGUUUGCGCUACUCAUACUAGGUGAAUACGCCAGAAUCUUGUUCAUAUCUUUUCUUUUUGUUCUAAUCUACUUAGGGGGGAGAGGGGGGUUUUUAUUUAUUUUUAAACUUCUAUCUCUAGCUUUUAUAUUUGUAUGGGUACGUGGGACCCUACCUCGAUUUCGUUAUGAUAAACUCAUAUAUUUAGCUUGAAAAUCUUUCUUACCUUUUUCUCUUGUCUGUCUAGUAUUUAUUGGGGCUAUUUUGGUAUGAUUUUUAAAUUGAAGGUAG